UUAUCUUACCAUAGCUCUCCACCUAUGGGAUGUUUAGUAGAUUAUAUCUCUUGGAUGGUUGUAUUUGACAAAGCAGUUUUAUAAGAAUUUACUGCAGGAGCUAUAUUUAUUAGCUUCUUCCACAUCUAUAUUUUAAAGCUUCAAUGGCCUUUAUUUUCUUGUUGGAUUGUUCGAAAAUUUAAAGGAUGAUUUAGAGUCUGUUCUCCUUCCUUUUCAGAUGGUCAUUUCUGGAGGUUUCUGUUUGUUUUUUUCCAGUCUGUGCUGACAGCUCUCCAGGUCUUCUAUACACCCCUUGUCCUCUCUCUUCCCUUCUUAAAGUAAUUUCCUGGAUUAAACCCACCAUUUCUCCACCUUUCUGUUUCUUGAGCUUAUGCCACUGCUCAUUGAAGAAUAUCCUUAUGUAAUUCCCUAAUAAAGAACGUGUGGGAGAAAUAUUGUCUCAAAGCAGAUACAGGACUCAGCUAUCUUCUACAAUUUGUGCAGCUAAGAGAAAAAAAAAAACACAUUGGGCUUUCCCUCAUCAUUCUACUCUGUUUCUCUUUCUUUCCUCAUCAACUCUCAUACCCAAUCAGGAGGACUUUUGGCUCCUUUGUGCCCUGAAUUUAAAAGAUCCUCUUUAAUUGGGUCUUCAAGUCCACCUCCAGAUUUAUAAAGAAAUUCCUCUUCUGAGGAAUCCUUAGCAUCAAACACUGUAUCAGCAAUACAGGCUGCUAGGAGUCAAUGGAUAAGGGCCUUAAAAUUCCGAGUGAAGUUUAUUUUUAUUUUUCCAAUAUGGUGGAUUGGAGACAUUGUUAGCAUGCCUAUCUCACUUGGAAAGACAAAAUAGUGUGUCGAGAUCCACACUGUGAACUUUUUCCCAAGAAGCAAUGCAGGAACUUAACAGGAAAACUGAAACAAACAAACAAACAAACGAAACAAAAAAACCACACAUCCUUUGAAAAAGCUGCAGGCUGCAACCUACACUGCAAGCCAGGCAGAAAACAGAGUUUUUAGGAGUGUUAGCGGGGAAGGACUGCCUCCAGGAUAUACACCACUAGGUAACCUGGCAAUCCAGGCCAUGGGAGAAGGCCUUAACCCUCCCCAGUGCUGGAACUGAUUUAUGGAGCAGUGGGGAAUAUAAAAGUAGAAGCUGCAGUGGGAAGAGCCUUGUGUGUAUUCCCAAUCUCCAGAAUUUACAUGUGAUGGUGAGUCUAUGCAUCUUGUUCUCUGCUGUGGGAAACCACAUAGGCAUGGUUCAAUAAAUAGGUUUUAGGUGACUCCUUGUGGUUUUUGUUCACUUCUCUCCAUUUCUUUAAUGUGGCGAUUAAGAGCACAGAUUUUAAUUCCUUAAAAGGUGUAUAGUACACAUAUUUGAGGGCAGCAAGGAGGAAAAGUGCUGAGGGGACUGGAUUCCACUGUGGAAUCUGUCCUAGCAGAGAAAUGCCUCUAUGAAUUGGGUGGAAAAGACAGCUCUAAAAGUGCAAAGAAUAUAAGUCAAACCCGGGAUUAUAUAGGAAAAAAAAAGAGAUGGAGGAAAAAAUUUCAGACUUGAAGAAGGGUCUACAAAUAGCACAAUGUGGACAGUCUCUAACCCAGAGCCAAGUAUGCUCUCCUGUGAAUAUAGAAAAGCUCAAACCCAGGGAGGAGAAGUGAUCUACCUGUGAUCACAGGACUUGGCAAUGAUAGAACUAUGUUCAGUUUCUCAUUACUUCUAGCAAAUUGGCAAAUUAUACUAAGGGAGUAGAGGUAGAGUUGAGUUCAUGUACAACAAUAUAGAAAUCAGCUAAAGUGGAUCAGAGCAGGAUGUUUUAUAAUUCAGGGAAAGGGUAAGAUAGAAAGGCAUCCUUUCCCCCAAUCAAGAAAGACAGCCUUGGACCACCAGUUAGAGAAUCCGCCAAUUUUCUCUCUGCCAUAAGUCACUGAAGCUGAGAGCUAAGGCAGGGCCUCCAUGAGUCAUGAGCACUUAAUUCAGCGGGAGAUCUCAGAACAGGAUAUUUCCUUUUUUGAGAUUCCCUGUCAUGCCAGUUAUGGAUACAUUUGCAUUUUGGAUGGGACAUUACUUGAUCCAGCCCAUUUUAGGCAGUUCUACUUCCCCCUGGGUGGGGCAGCAGGCCCUAUAAAGAGGUUCUCUGCCAUAUAACUCCUAAACUCCUGGUACUUGAGCACCGAUCUGCUUUGGAGAACCCGGUGAGUCUGCUUACUUGAGUUCCUCUCUUCUUUUUGCCCUCAGAUGUUGAAUUUAAUCUGAAGACAGAAAGCAUGGUUGAUCCAAACCUCUGAUUACAGUUUUGACGCUACUUAGUGGAUGGAACCUGAGGAUUAAAUCAUAAUGAUACACUGUUUUAGCUUUUUUUUGUAAGCAGUUUGGUAUUCAUAUGAACAGAGAAGUUAACAGGAAGGCUUUGAUUUGAAGAAGCAGUAAAAGCAAAGUGUUUUUCCUUUUUUUGAUAUCUUUCUGGUGUCCUUUUCAAACAUUUGUGUUUUAACAGGUGUCAGAGCCCGCAGUUCUUCUCAAACGGCCCUUUGCUCUGUGGCCAUCAGCCCAAUGGGUCUUUACAACAGAUAAUGAUGAUAGGAGUAGCUUCUGAGAUUGCCCAGGGUGUCUGAACUUGUGACUGCCUUUCUUGAAGUGGUUAUUUUCAUGUUUGAUUCUUUAUAACAGAGAUAUUUUCUUUGGAAAAAUUGCAUGAGAAAACAGAGGAUUUCCCAGGGUUGAUAAAGCAAUUUGCUAAAGCGGAAAGGAUAAACCAGAGUCAUGAAAAGGGAAUGAGGAGUUUAAAUAAUUUUUUGGAGAUUGGAGAAAUAAUAUCCCAUAGUAUUAUAUAAACGUUGGCUUUUCUUUGUGACAGUCCCUUCCUGUGAACACUGUCAUAUCAUUUCUUUCAGAUUCUGAGACUCCAGCAGGAUGUCUUAUCAACAGCAGCAGUGUAAGCAGCCCUGCCAGCCACCUCCUGUGUGCCCCACGCCAAAGUGCCCAGAGCCAUGUCCAUCCCCGAAGUGCCCUGAGCCCUGCCCACCACCAAAGUGUCCAGAACCCUGCCCACCUCAGCAGUGCCAGCAGAAAUGUCCUCCUGUGACACCUUCCCCACCCUGCCAGCCAAAGUAUCCACCCAAGAGCAAGUAACAGCUUCAGGGUUCAUCAGGACCAUGAAUGGAUGAGGAUAAUUAGCUCACCUCAUUCCACAACUUCACCUGCAUCUUCUCAUCAAAGCCAUCCAGGGAUACACGGGAGCUUCUUUCCCCUUAGCCAGUGAUCUGCCCGUGAUGUUCCCUGACAGCAAAAGCUUCCCUUUAUGAUGCUGCCAUACUGCCACUAUCCAGGUGGAGACUUAGAAAGGAAGUCCUCAGCUGUACCGGCCUUUCAGAGCUUCUCCUUGGGUGCCAUCGAAGAAUUCUGUUGAUGUUUUCUGUGUCUGUCUGUCUCCUGGGCAUGAGCUUCUACCACCUGUGCAUUUGUCACUUUCCUUUCACUCCCUGAAUAAAGUAGCUAUGUAUAUAUUUUUGUGAGUGGAUAUUUUGUUUCUUUUUAAACCUACUUUAUUAACAAUAUCAUAUGAU
Messenger RNA from Chlorocebus sabaeus (green monkey), 3537 nucleotides. Lineage: Eukaryota; Metazoa; Chordata; Mammalia; Primates; Cercopithecidae. The record is from RefSeq and is a predicted model, not a curated record.